AUGGACCCAGUAUUCGCCCAGUCAUCCUCCUCGGCCACGACGAGCUCGCGCUCGCCAUCGCCAGCGACACCAGAGCCGUAUGAUACACUUGAACAAGUCACUAUCGCCGACCUGUCGUGGCCUUCAGGGAAGGGCUUCCAUCCUGUGCAUCAUAUACCCACCAAGACCGACGGCGAGGACAUCCUUGAGUUCCACGACCUCAUCAGGGAGGGCACGUACGACCACGACGCGCCCUAUGAAUGUAGCUUGAUGACGCCUCUCUUCGCGGCCAACUAUCGUUCCAACACGAACGAGUCACUGCCAUCAGGUAGCAGCCCUACGGCAUCCGACACUCCUCCCAAUUCAACCGUCACAAAGGGGUCGAAGCAGCGCCAACGAAGACGAGAAUUGCCGUCACAGAACCCUCCCAAUGUCGUGACUCCCCCCAAGGAGGCUUGCGAGGGGCUCGCCAUCGUCCUGCCAAACAUCCCUGCGACUGGGACCAAGUCACGAGUAGAGACCCAGAUUCGUGUCACUAUGGAACUGGCCAACGCACAUGCUUCCGCGCUGGAUCCACUGCGGUACGACUUAGUAGGCUCGUGGAAGUACCUCCGGCUACCCAAAGGGACUGCAACCAAGCGUAGGCCGAGGAAAGACGGGAGAAUUGAUCCUAAACCUGAAGACACUCUUUAUCUCCGAUUCGAGGUGACAUGCGCCUCUCCACCUAAUGUUCCUGUUGUAAGCUGUGCAAGCUGUCGUUCCCGCGAGGCAAAACGCUCUGCGCGCAAGCUUCAGAUGCGGGUCAGACCUGUACGCUCGGACUCCGACUCGGGUGAAGAAGGCGGGCCAGGAUUGCCUCGUCAAACUGAAGACACGACGAGCGUUGUACAGUUUAAUUGCCCGGAAGUUCUCGAGUUUUCGUCUGGUACCACGAUUCUUCCUGUCCGCAUGACGUGCUACUGCCGCCAUCAUCGGGAGAAGGUUGGGUUCUUGGUCAGAUUCUCUCUACUGGACCACCAAGGCAGACUGAUCGGCUCUGGGACCACGCCACCUAUAAUGAUCACGGACGACCACAAAACGACGAGUGCAUCGGCUGCCAAGCAAGCCAGCCCGCUUGUCCCGUCGUCAAAUGCACCGUGGUCUACACCUCCGGAAGAUAGUCCCGCCCCUCCUGCAAAGCGCAAGGCAACUACCAAAGGCAACGCGGAAACCAAGAAACGGGCCAAGCCGUAUGAUCGCAACCUGAAGUCGAGAAAAGGCAGCGCAUCUGGCCUAGCAUCGCCCGCCAGCUUCACUUCGGAGCUGCCGGAAACUCGUUCGGGUAGCCCAUCACAACUUGCUAACGUGCCAACGCCAUUGUCCGGUGUCUGGCCUCAGCAGACGGCAUCACCGAAUGCUCUCCCAUCAGUAGACCCUGCGUCGGCAGUCCUUCUCGCCACUCCGGAUAUGCUUAGCACAGUCUUGGAGAAUUUGGCUUCACCAACCGCAUUCUUGCCUACCGCUCCUCCGUCGCCUGUACAACCAUCGCUGGGCUUCCAACAGCAAAUGACCAUGUCUUCCACCGUAGCUCCAUCAUCGUCAUUCCUUUAUUUUGAUCCUACUUCCAACCUGCAGAACUUGCCCCAACCCAUCAUCCAUCGUCUCAUUCCAUCUUCUGGUCCCACUGCCGGAGGCAUCGAGAUCACCAUCUUGGGCGCAAAUUUCCAUCCGAACAUCCAGUUGAAUUGCAUGUUUGGUGAUGUGGUAGCGAGCUCAACCCAGCGAUGGAGUGACAACACACUCCUGUGCAUCUUGCCUCCACGUAUAACGUCCGGUGUAGUCGCGGUUUGGUUCGAGGGCAUCGAGAAACUCGAGGAUGGUAGUCCUCCCGUCCUUUUCACGUACAUCGACGAGACCGACCGAGCGCUGAUGGAGCUCGCUUUGCAGGUUGUCGGGCUUAAGAUGACUGGCAAACUCGAGGAUGCGAAGAAUGUAGCGCUCCGCAUCGUUGGCACCGCCGGAGACCCACAACAGGACAAUGUCAUGCAAGUCGAUCCGACCACAUCCGAUCCUUCUCGGGCUGCUCAGGCGCUUCUCUUCAGGCGCGCCCGAGAUGCGGAGGAUUUCGAGACCCUUAUGGUCGACUUCCUCUCCAUCCUGGACACCCCAGUAGAGCAUGCUACUUGUUCAUCUUUGGCGUCAGCGAUGUCUCACGCAUCUGCGACUGGUCACACGCUUCUUCACUUAGCGUCUAUGCGCGGAUUUUCUCGCCUAACCGAGUUCCUUGUCAAGCAUGACCUAGAUCUUGAUGCACGGGACAACAACGGGUUCACCGCUCUGCAUUAUGCUGCCUUGGUAGGCUGUGCUCCGUGUGCACAGAUCCUCCUUCGCGUCGGCGCCGAUCACGAGGUGGUAAAUGCCAAGGGCAUGAUCGCCGCUCAACUAGGCCCCGAAGGCUUUUUCGACGAAAUAUUAGUCGAAGUUGACGGUGAAUUGCAGUGGGCGAGGGCCGAGGACGACGACGAGGAAGCGGACUGGGGCGAUGGUGAAGAGGAUGAGGAAGACAUCGACCCUUCACCAGCAAUGUUGCGUCAGCGGCGCUCAUCUCGACGGAACCCGGAGAGUCAUAUUCCGACAACCUUGACACCCACUUGCGAGGAAGUGCCUCCAUCUACUUCCGUAUCACAGUGUCCCGAGAAAAAUUCGGAGGUGUCGGGCGCCAAACUCUCCUAUGCCGAUGUCAUCCAACGUACCCUCAUGCAGUGGCAACGUAACAAGGGUUUGAUCGCCAACCUUCCUCAAUUGCCACUACCGCCGUUACCUCAGCUCUCGGGGAUGUCGAGUGUCCAGUGGUCGCAGCUGCCGCCUAUGCCCAUGGUUUUCCCUGUGGUCACGCCUUCCGCCAAUUGGCCCACCUUCCUCAACGCGAACACAGUCCAGAGGGGCAAGGGGAAGCAAACCCAGCCCACGCCUGAGAACGCUUCCACGGGCGAGCAUCAGCAACGCCCAAACGUGAAGGAGUGGCUUGCUUUAUGGGAGCAAUGGAUGGUACAGGCGAUGACAGCUGCUGCUGCUGCCAGCACUGCCGGCCCUAAAGCGGAGGACGUGCCUCCGCCAUACAGCCCUAGGACGAAGCAACCUACCCAGGAGGCUUCAACUUCACAAGGCUUGACGCGCCGCGUAGGAUAUCGGGACGAACCUUUGCCCGAACAAGAAGUGGAGUCUUAUGUGUACAAACGAGAUGGAGGACGGACCAGCAAGAUGCAGAAAAAAGAGGAUCGGAUGCUCGUCAUAUUCUGGAUUCCUAUGCUUUUCAUUGGCUUUUGGUAUACGUUCUUCAUGGUGGUGCAGGUUGUUUUCAAUGUAUUGAAGACAUUCCUGACCAAUAGAACGGGUAUACAUAUAUAGAUAGGACCUACUAUUUUGCGAUAUGUACAUGAAUCGACUAUGUACUACGAUAAGCUGCGGAUCAAAGUUAC
This is a messenger RNA of Punctularia strigosozonata HHB-11173 SS5, 3437 nucleotides long. RefSeq lists its product as uncharacterized. Gene Ontology annotation, molecular function: transcription coregulator activity; protein binding; double-stranded DNA binding. Gene Ontology annotation, cellular component: nucleus. Gene Ontology annotation, biological process: regulation of transcription by RNA polymerase II. The transcript is spliced from 7 exons. Lineage: Eukaryota; Fungi; Basidiomycota; Agaricomycetes; Corticiales; Punctulariaceae. The coding region runs from base 1 to 3366 and encodes 1121 amino acids. The record is from RefSeq and is a predicted model, not a curated record.